UUCCACCAAGAAGGCUCUAGCACAGGCCCCGCCUCCGCCCCGAUUAAUUCCGACACAGAGCCGUUAGUGGCUGUUGAGGAUGAGAGACGGCGCACUGCGCAUGCGCCACUGUUGCCCCACCGAGGUGCGUCUGUGACGGAGUCUUUUGGCAGCGCUGCCUGGGGAAGGUCGCAGGGAGGUGGGAGGAAUCGAAACCAAGAGUAUUGUUGUUUAGCUUUCACCUUGAAAACCAGGAAGUUGAAAAGUUCUAGUUUUCUAGUUCAUCCAGGCUGAGAGAGAAGUGUUUCUUGCCAAGACAAAACGAUUCAUGCAAGAUGAGACAUUUUACAGAUAUCACUUCUGGUUCUCUGAAGACUUCAAAAUCUGUCCUGAUUUCAGGAUGCAUUUAUUAUUAGUUUCCCUCUUUAUUGGUAUAGUUCCUUUCUCCAGUAGUAAUUCUGUUUAUGCAUCAGUACCUAGAUUACUCCUGGUGUCUUUUGACGGCUUCAGGGCUGAUUAUUUGAAGAAAUACAAACUUCCACAUCUUCAGGAUUUUAUUAAGGAAGGUGUAUUAGUUGAAUAUGUUACCAAUGCUUUUAUCACAAAAACAUUUCCAAAUCAUUAUAGUAUAGUCACAGGACUGUUUGAAGAAAGCCAUGGCAUUGUAGCAAAUGAAAUGUAUGAUGCUGCUACCAAAAAAAGGUUUUCACAAUUCAAUGACACUGAUCCUUUCUGGUGGAACGAAGCUGUUCCUAUUUGGGUAACCAACCAAGAGCAAGGGAACAGAACUAGUGCUUCUGCAAUGUGGCCUGGUACUGAUGUAAAAAUUCACAAUACUGUUCCUCAUUUUUUUAUGAAAUAUAAUUCUUCAGUAAACUUUAAAGAAAGAGCAGAAAAUAUAAUUGAAUGGAUGAACAGUUCCAAUCCACUAGUCACUUUUGCUACUCUUUACUGGGAAGAGCCAGAUGCAAGUGGACACAAAUAUGGUCCAGAAGAUACUGUAAACAUGAGUAAAGUAUUGCAAGAAGUUGAUAACCUCAUUGGCUUACUUGUUAAGAAGCUGAAGGCAUCAAAACUGUGGGAAGAAAUUAAUGUUAUAAUUACAAGUGAUCAUGGCAUGGCACAGUGUUCCCAAGACAGAUUGAUAAAUCUGACUAGGUGCCUUGAACCUGGUAGUUACAUGCUGAUCGACAAGAGUCCAGUAGCUGCAAUACUGCCAAUUAAUAAAACACAUGUCUAUAACUCAGUGAAAAACUGCAGCAGUCAUAUGAAAGCUUAUCUUAAAGAAAGCAUUCCAGAGCGAUACCAUUAUCAUCACAAUAAGCGUAUUCAACCCAUAAUUUUGGUGGCAGAUGAAGGAUGGACAAUUGUUACCAAUGAGAGUCUUCCAAAAUGUGACCAUGGCUAUGACGAUUCCCUCUCAAGUAUGCAUCCAUUUUUGGCAGCUCAUGGACCUGCUUUUCGCAAAGGUUACAAACAAAAGACAAUGUCUACUGUUGAUAUUUAUCCAAUGAUGUGUCAUAUCUUAGGUUUGACGCCUCAGCCCAAUAAUGGCACCUUGAGAAAUGCCAAGUGUCUGUUAGCAGACCAGUGGUGCAUAAAUGUCCCUGAAGCCAUUGGAAUAGUUAUUGGUGUCUUUAUGGUGCUAACUACUCUGACGUGCCUGAUAAUAAUCAUGAAGAACAGAACACCUGCUCUGCCUCCAUUUUCACGACUUCAGCUUCAGGAAGAUGAUGAUGAUCCACUAAUAGGAUAAAAUGUACUGGCUUUUAUCUUGAAAAUUGGACAUGAUCACUUCAGUUACACUGGAUAACAUCUUACGAUGCACUUUAAUAAUCUACCCAAAUACUGCAGUAGAGCAUUGUCACUAUAAAAUAAAAAUGUUAAAUAGAAUGUGUUCUCAAAUAUAAGAAAUCUUAAGUUUUCAGUUAAUAAAAUGGCAAGAUUAAGAUAUUUAAAUAGUAACAAAUGAUGCUGUUUGUCCACAAUGAAGUACAUCUGGAGAUACCUUAACUCCUAAACUUAGGUGCAAGAAAUUCUUGAAGUUCUUUAAUUGAAGUUCUUGAUGGUGGAAAUGGCAAUCCCACUUUGUAUGACGAUGGGGAGGGAAGGCAGCUUUUACUCUGCUCUUUGUGUUCUGUUUGCAAAACAAAAUAACUUACAUCACUAGAUGCGCAGUGAAUUUUGGGAAUCAGGAAAACCAUUUAUGUCCUUUCUGUACAUAAACAUAUUUUAAAAGAGUUCUGUGGAAUGAAACUGCUUUCAUAACUGCCAAAUGAUACAAUCUCAGUGGACUUUAAAGUAUGCAUGGUCUUGACUUUCAUUAUAAAGAACUUCUAAACCCUAUUGCAAUUUUUACCAGUUUGUGUAUUUUUGGGAUACAUUUAUCUGUGCUACAAAAAUUUGUUAACACUUUAGGGGUUCAAGGUUUAACUCCUGUAUAUCAGGGACUACUAGACAAAACUUAAUAGUCUUAUUAGUUACUGGGCUUUAAGUAGCAGUUUACCAAAUAAAAUACCUUGAGAUAAUGCCUGUUACACUUCUUAACAUUAUUCAUUUUUGUGUUCCAUGUAAUGACCAUGACUCCUGAUUGAAAACUAGCUGAAUUAUAUAUACAACUCACAAGGAUAAAUCAGAGGUGAUGAUGGAUUAGAAACUCAGGGAAAAGAGAAGUCCCAACUAGUAAGAUGUAUCUUGAAUUAUUUAUUCAAAGGAGCAGUGCCUUUUAAAGGAUAUUUAUAUUUGUAUGAGUUGGGUUUUUGUGAAAAAGUCUUUCAUAAUUUACAAGUUUAUGAAUUAAAAGAUGCUGUUUGUAUUUUGGUAUCAAGUCUACUUUGUUAACUUUAGGCUACAAUACUCUGAUACAGUAUAUUCAUUUUAAACCUGUUUUAUUUUUAAAAGUAAUAUCAACGUUUAAAAAAAACCAUGGGGUUGUCCUUUUCCAUGAUACUGUUGACCAUCCCCUCUCUUCUGAUCAUUAGUAACUGGAUAAUAUAAAGAGUUGAACACCUAG
This is a messenger RNA of Sceloporus undulatus (fence lizard), 2992 nucleotides long. RefSeq names its product ectonucleotide pyrophosphatase/phosphodiesterase 4 (gene ENPP4). The transcript is spliced from 5 exons. The record is from RefSeq and is a predicted model, not a curated record. Lineage: Eukaryota; Metazoa; Chordata; Lepidosauria; Squamata; Phrynosomatidae. Bases 308 to 1735 code for a protein of 475 amino acids.